CCCGGCCGGCUCCCCCGGCAGGAAACAAGGGUGCGGCGCAAUCCGGGAAGACGCCCGAACUGCGCGCGAGUUCCCCUUUGGUCUCUAACCCUUCCUUUUUUUUCAGCCUGGGGCCGAGGCGGAGGCGGCCUCCCAGAUUGCCCGCCCUCAGGGUGUGAGGAGGCCGCAGGGACGUCCCCUCUAUUUGCAGAGCUCCCGGGACGUGGCGCGCCGCGGCUAGGCCACUUCCGCGUCGGAGGGAACUCCAAAUCCCGUGGUGCCUCGGGGGUGUGCGCGUCACUUCCGUGGUGUUGGAAGUUGCGGAGAAUCGGGUCUUGGGGGCUGGUGCAAUUUCAGAGCGACAGGUCCGGGCUUGCGGAUAGGUCUCUCUGUACAUCUUUCCGGUUGUUAUCCGGUAUGGAGCUGGCGUUGGACUUGGGUGACCAGGACCUGCUGGAUUUCCUGCUAGAGGAAAGCGGCGAUUUGGGGGCCGGGCCGCCGCUUUCCGAGGCGUUGAGUGAAUGGGAGGCAGAGGAUUUCCUGAGUUCCAUGCUGAGUCCCCCAGCAUCGUUGAACGUCCUUAGCUCCUCUGAUUCCUGUCUCGUGCACCAUGAUCACACCUACUCUCUCUCACAACAGCAUGUUUCCAUAGAUCUAGAUGGUGGGAGCUAUGGAAAAGAAGAGGCCCAGACGACCCCACUGCAAGUGGAGGAGCCCGCAGAGCAGGAGAUUGCUAGGCUGAUACUGACAGAUGAAGAGAAGAGGCUGUUGGAGAAGGAGGGGCUUACUCUGCAUGGGACGCUUCCUCUUACUAAGAUGGAGGAACAAGUUCUGACACGAGUGCGGAGGAAGAUCCGAAACAAAAAAUCUGCCCAGGAGAGCCGCAGGAAGAAGAAGGUGUAUUUGGGAGGUUUAGAGAACAGAGUCUUGAAAUAUACAGCCCAGAACCUGGAGCUACAGAACAAAGUACAGCUCCUGGAAGAACAGAAUUUGUCCCUUCUGGACCAGCUGAGGAGACUCCAGGCCAUGUUGAUUCAGAUAUCAAACAAAACGAGCAGCAGCAGCACCUGUGUCUUGGUCCUACUGUUCUCCUUCUGUCUGCUCAUUGUACCUGCUAUGUACUCCUCUGACACAAGGGGGAGCCUGCCAGCUGAGCAUGGAGUGUUGUCCCGCCAGCUUCGUGCCCUCCCCAGUGAAGACCCCCACCAGCUGGAGCUGCCUGCCCUGCAGUCAGAGGUACCAAAGGACAGCUCAGACCAGGAGCUCCAGGCCCCUGGCAACUCUUGCUGCCCGCUCUACCACCUGCCUCAGGCUCCUGGUGCUGAGUCUCCCUUGAAAUUGCCACUUCCUGUCCCUUCCUCAAAGUCCCCCUGUUCCUGUCCCCUCCUUCCCCUGCAUGCAAAUUUCACAAGAGAUGGGGGAUGGCUCCCUACACACAGCCCCACAUCUGUUAUCUUACAGGGCAGAUAUUCAGGCUAGAUGUCUAGGUGGGGGAUGCGAAGCCAGAGCCUGGGGUUCCUAGUCUGUGUCCAAGUGAAAGGAGUGGGAGGGGGCUAACCUGUGAGCUCCUGUGUCCUGUGUCAGGAAGCCUGAGAGUUCAAACACACCACACUUAACUGGCUUUCUGGGUCUUUUAUUUGUACCCAUGUAAGUCUACCACCCCAUGAAUGGGCCUGGGGUAAUCAACUGACCUCCUUGAACAUUUCAUGCAAUGGGAAAUAGAGAAAUAAAUAAGUGAUUCUGA
Molecule: messenger RNA, 1723 nt
Organism: Canis lupus familiaris (dog)
Lineage: Eukaryota; Metazoa; Chordata; Mammalia; Carnivora; Canidae
Gene: CREB3
Product: cAMP responsive element binding protein 3
Exons: 9
Coding region: 397-1458 (353 amino acids)
Biological process (GO): regulation of transcription by RNA polymerase II
Cellular component (GO): nucleus
Molecular function (GO): DNA-binding transcription factor activity, RNA polymerase II-specific; RNA polymerase II cis-regulatory region sequence-specific DNA binding
Source: RefSeq, a predicted model, not a curated record